AAAUCACACUCACUUAAAUUCAGAAGAAGACAAGGGCAAAUCCCCCCUUUGAAGAAAGCUUGCCAAGAAAGCCCUGUGAUAGGUUCACCUUAGGGGGUCCAUAAGUCGGUGAAGGCACCCAGCAAUGCACAGCCUAUCAGUGCAGCACAAACAUGCUGAAAUGUUACUGGAACACACUUUAGUCUGAAUCUUAUUAGGUGUCUUAACUAGAGUAGAUCUCUUCAAUCAGUAGGACUGUCCAUUAAGUACCAUUCAGUAAUUAAGUCAGUGAGUCUACUCUUGUUUUGUUCUCCAUAUCCUAGUGGUGUGUUACAACGCCAGACUGAAAAUGCAGAAAACUUUAAGGUCAGUGAUCUCUUCAAAGAUCAUCUUGUGUGAGAGAAAGAAAAGCACUGCUGCACAGCAUGGUCACCUCAGCAUCAUCUUGACUUUCGUCCAUGCUUGUUAACAUGUAUUGAUUCCCCAUACCCACACAAAUAUUAAAGGGCAUGAGUUACCUGUGUACCACCUGUCCUUGGCUUAACAGAAUAAUUUGUCCUCUCUUGUUUGAAGACAAAAGAUGGCAAUUUAGUUGCAAAAUAACACUGGCAUUCUGUAGAGCUAUUUGGCCUACUUAAUUAGCACCUUUGUUCAUUUUCUUAGCAAAAGAAUAAAUCUCUCCAUUGUUCAAACACCUGUUUUAAACAGAUAUGUGCAUCAGGCAAAAAGCCCAAAACAAAGAAUUUAUACUAUGUACCACUAAUUUACUAGAUGUACUGUAGAUUAAAGAAAAAGCCAGUCAGCCUUGCGCAGUUGCUAUUGUCUUUUAUUUAAAAUUACAUCCUAUCUUUCUCUCUGGUGAGUUCAAAGCAGCCUGUGCCAAGUGGAGUGCCACAGAUUUCUGUCCUGGGUCAGCAUCAUUCACAACAUGGAUGAACAAGUGGAGAGGAUACUCAGCCAGUUCACAUAUGACAACAAGCCAGAAAAGGUGCAGAAUUCCACUUGGACACUGCCUGGACACUCACUUGCCCUUCCUGGAGGGAAAAUGUUCCAGUGCUGGAAAGCUGCCUUCCCCUACAGGUAGAAGGAGGAGCCCAAUGGAAGUGUGGAGUGGAAUGUCAUAUCCUGCCUACAUGAUGUAUAAACUUGGCGAUUGUAAUAUAUUAUACUAUUAUGGUAUAUUAUUCAGGAGUGGGGGAAAUUACAUUUUUGGACUAUAGAUCCUACAAUUCCCCAGCCAACAUGGCCACUGGAUGGGAGAUUUGUAGCCCCCCAAAAGUAACUUUUCCAAGUUCUGAUUACAUUUAUUUAUUAUUUAUUUAUCCUGUACAAGAUUUGGGGGAUUUGUAGCCCUCAAAAGUAAUUUUUCCAAGUUCUGAUUGCAUGUAUUUAUUAUUUAUUUAUCCUGUACAUUAUUUGCAUUACAGUAUUUGUUUAUAUUACAUUGAUCACAUUGUAAUAUUUACCACCAUAUUCCCCCCCAAACUUACUUGCAUUUGAGGUUUCCUUUAAAGAUUUUCAAAAGAUCAUCUCCCUACUACCAAUGUGAAGCUGUUCCUAAUCUUUAGUAGGAAAAAGGAAUUGAAGCAUCCUUUUAUUGCAUUGCUUUCUUCCUAAUAAAAAUAUGGAAUAGUUUCAAUGAUAGUAGGAAGAAUGCCAUUUCCCCUCAAGAAAUAUUGGCAGAGAUUAAGUAACUGUUGCAUGCUCUUUGUAGUGAGCUUGUUAAAUCAACCUCUAAUGGACAGCUGAAAUCCUUUUCCAAAACAUAAUGUAAUUUAACCAAAGUAUAAUUAAAUGUUCAGUAAAGCCAACACAAUUAGUCUAAUGUGACAUGAUAGUGCAAAUUUGUAAUUUAAAAAAAAAAUUCAAACAUGGAUGUGAAAAGCACCAAGAGCAAUGGUUGUGGCAGUGAUGCCGAUUUAUAAUUCCUUUCUAUUUCCUUUCAUCUGAAAUUAAUACAUUAUUUAUGUAACAUAAAAGAUGUAACUAAAGCACAUGUUAUCAUGGCCAAGUCAGAUGUCCCAAGGUAUGGCCACAAUUGGUUCACUAGUUUCAGUUGUGCAAAUCCACUUGUUUACCCUCCAUUCUGAAAGUGUCCUGUUUGGACAAUGUACGGCCCAGACCACAAUUCUGGAGGGAACAGUGUGGAUGAUAUCAUGUUCAGCACAUGGACUGGGAUAUUCUGACCCUUAACAUGAAUCUUAAAAACCUACCUCUUACUCCAGAUCUGUUGCUGCACCAGGGUGACUGUCUGCACAGGUGUCCCACUGAGCCACCCUUCACGUCUGCCAUUGUCACCAGUCAUUCACUCGGAGGUCAAAAUGAGAAUCAUAGUCAUGUGAUCAUUGCUGAAUGCCUUAUUCUGACUUCAGAAGUGAGUGACCAGUGGCAGCAGUCAAUGCACCAGGCGGUUCAAUGGGAGACACAUGCAGAUAGCCAUCGUGGCACGGAAACAGUGAGCCAGGUAACAUGGGAGCUUGGGGCAGCUCUGAGGCCAGAAUGCUGGCUACCUCCAGAAUAUCCUGGCCAGUGUAGAAAAGGCUCUAGCCCACACUGAAACCUGAGCAUCAAGGUUUAAAGCUAAGUCCAGCAGUACAUCCAAACUGUGAACCUGUAUUUUGAGAUUGAGCACAACCCCAUCCAGCACAGGUUCAGUCACUAUUUUGAUCUGCCUUGCAAUUGACCAGAAUCAUGACCAUUACUGUUGGCAGGCACCAGUUUAGAAUCAAAACAAUUUUCUUUGAUUGAGAUGGAGAAGAGAGAUAGAGUUGGGUGUCAUCAGCAUAAUGAUGGCACUGGGCCCCAACACUCUGGACAGCCUCUAUCAGCAGUUCCAUGUAUAUGUUGAAUAGCAUGGGGAACAAAACACAACAAGGAGUCAAACAGGAAUCCAUCAAUAAAACCAUAUAGAUUUUCCAGGUAGAAACAGAACCAUUGCAAAACUGUCCCUCCCCUAGUCCCAUUUCAUCAAUGGGGCCCAGAAGGAUACCAUGGUUAAAAACUGCCAAGAGAUCCAGGAAAACCAACAGGGACACACUCCCCAUGUCCAGUUACCAGAGAAGAUCAUUUAUCAUGAUGACCAAAGCUGUUUCUGUACCAUAACCAGAUCUGACACCAGACUGAAUGUAUCUAGAUAAUCUAUCACAUCCAGUAGUCCCUCAAGCUGUGGGGACACUAUAUGCUCCAGUACCUCAUCCACAAAUUGAAUAUUAGAGACUGGCUGAUAAUUAUCUGAUACUCAAGCCAUUGUGGAGGCUGUAGUACAAAAAAAGUAAUUUUUGUCAAAGCACAGAGGUGUUUCAGCCUGGCUUCCAAAGGUGUCCAGACUUUCCCUCCUCUGAAUGAGUUUCAGUUGUGAACCCCUGGAAAAGCAGACAAAAUCUUGAAUUCAAUUAGCCCCAUAUAGAAUAGACCCAGUGAAUUGAUGAGAUUUGUGUUGGCUCAAUCAACAGUUUAUCUAGGGCUCUGCUCUAGUUGGGACUAACUAGAUUCAGGCCUACAUCACCACAUAUUGGCUUUAUAACACUGAUCCUUUGCUGAGCUUGGAAAAUAACUUUUUAAAGGUAAGCUAAUCAUGUUACUUCCAGUGUUUAAAAAAAACCAAUAUGAUACUAGCCAAAACAUUGCAUCUUUCUUUCUUUCUACAUGCAUAGACUACAAAUACUUAUCUUGACUGGUGCAGAUCUGUCAAAGGAAGCUGUUACCAUCUAUUUUGAUCAUCAUUAAAUGUGUCACUGUAGAGAAAAAUAAUGGCUCUCAAGGGAAAAUAACUGCUCUCAAUGAAGAUUAAGUGUAUGUAUGUGCUUCAAGUUGCUCAUUGACUUACGGUGACCCCAUAAAUUUCAUAGAACAUUCUUAGGCAAAGAAUACUCAGCGGUGGUUUUGCCAAUUCCCUGCUCUGAAAUAUAGCCUACAGCAUUCAGUAUUUGUUGGUGGUCUCCCAUCCAGGUAGUAACCAGGGCUGACCCUGUUUGGCAACUGAUGCUUUUUAGGUAUCAAAAGCAGGUUUUCUAAAUUAGGGUUUCCUUGAUCUCCAUGUUAUAGGUAAUGACACUCUUGGAUCUUUGGCUCAUAAUCAAGAGAGCUUCUAGUACAUUAGGAUGAAACAAAUACCCCUUUCAAUCAUGGUUGCAGCCAGUGUUUAGAUUUACAUUACACAAUGGUACACAUCUUGUAUCAGAAAGGCUUUUUCAUCCUAUGGGAAUUCUUUACAAAUACACACUGUAUUUAUGGUGAACACCCCAAUGUACAUUCAUGUUUUAAACAUUAACAUAUAAAUAUACCUUGGGUGUUCACCAUGAGUACAGCAUGUGUUAAAAUUUAAAGUGUGUGUUGUAGAUAAAUCAUUUUUUAAAAUCACAAAAAUGAAAAUGGUGAAAAAUGUGCAAUUAAAAAUACAUGACCAGACUAUCAAGUAAAGGAAUUUGUUUCUUCAAAUGACCACAUUGGCUGUGGUGGAACUAGAAUAGGUGUGCCUUCUUUGAUUUUUCAGCUACCUUGGGAGUGUGUUGGGUCCCCAGCAACUCAGAAGUAAUACAACUCUAAUAAUAAUGGUAGCAUUUUUAGAUUUGGUCCUUCUAAGAGCUGCUCAGGCAGGCUCAUGACAUUUGCAAGGACAGACAAGAUCAAGGGCUGUUGGGACUUCUGUUUUCUCUCUUCCUGCUGGGCAGCUUUGUAAAUUUCUGAUUUUCCCAUCAACAAAACCUCACUUUUCAACCAGAUCACAACAAAGGUAAGCCAAAGAUGUUAAGCCAGUGAUCUUAUUUCUUAAAAUAGUGGAAGAGGGUUCAAGAAGGUUGCUUCCCUCCAUGAAUCAUUUAUAUGGAAAAUUCAUAUUUUCGAAACUCUGUCCACAAUAAUAUGAAGAGAGAGUUUGCCUCUUUUAAGAACAAGUUUCUAUCAACUCUACCUUCAGUUUCAUAAAUAUGCUUAUGGAGGGAAAUGGACUUCUACAGAGAACAGAAGCAGCAAAUGUGCUUUAAAAAUCUGUGAGUGCAUGUCACAAAUAAAAUGCAUAAUGUAAUUUUUCUUAUCUUGUUCCCUUCUGAAAACUGGUACUGUGAUUUCAAGGGCUCUAUUUAAUAAUAGUAGUAAUUCAUUUUAUUUACCACAUUGAUAUACUGUCUUUCCUUCAAGCAGCUCAGAGCAAGAUAAUCCCAUGUUAGGUACAUAACUAACAGUGUGAAGCUGCUUAGACUAUAGAACAGUGAUGUACCCAGAAAAAUCUUGAGAUUCACAGCACUUUAACUGCGUUUCACAGCUAAGGAGAAACUGGAAUCCAGAUAUUCCUAAUCCCAUUACAACUACGAUUUCUAUCCUAUUUAGGCUACAUCAGCACUGCAGAAAUAAUCUAGUUUGACACCAUUUUAACUCUAUGGUUCAAUGUUAUGGAAUUCUGGGAACUGUAGUUGUGUGAGACAUUUAGCCUUCUCUGUCAGUGACGUCUGGUGUUAUAACAAAUGACAAAUUCCAGCAUUCAAUAGCAUUGAGACAUGGCAGUUAAAGUGGUAUCAAACUGGAUUAUUUUGGAUGUCUAGAUGCAGCCUCAGGAAUGGUGUUACCAUGUAUCCAGACAUAUUCAAUUAGCAUUGCUAAUAGCAUGUGCUAUUAAAUGUUAAACAGGAGUCCAGUUGUACCAUAGUUAUUUAGCCCCCCAGAAUCAACAAAUGGAUUGUUGAGAUUGCAUUGUUUUGAUAGUGGAAAUGGUGAUUAUUCGAUUAAUCCUUAUUUUCUCUAGUUGCAUUCAUAGGACUUUAUCACACGGGGGAAAGUGGGGGAAAGUGUUUUAAACCAACAUUAUCCCAUGAAAAUUGCUCAAUCAUGGUGAAAAUUAUCACACAAUGUCGCGAUUAAAGAGGACUUAUCCUGGGAAUAACCAGGUAAUAACCAGCAACAAAUCAUGAAUGGGGAAAUCCCAUGAAUGAUUUGUUGCUGGUUAUUGCAUGGUUAUUGCCGGGAUAUAUCCUUGCACAAUUUGCAUGGGAUAAUGUUAGUUUAAGCCCCCAAUUUCCCCCCAUGUGAUAAGGUCUAUAGUUUGCCUUUCUUCCAAAGAGCUCUUCCAACUUUAUCCUCACAGCAAACAUGUGAGGUAGGUCAGGCAGAAAGAAUAUAAUUGGCCCAAGGUCACUAAGUGAGUUUCAUAAACCUGAAUCUCCCAAAUCUCAGCCCAAAAUUCUAUUAUUCCCACUGCUGUUCCUGUCACAUUGUGGGGACAUCACAUGGUGGUUUUUGUUCUUUGUUUGUUUGUUUGUUUUUUAGUUCCUCACAGUAUAGGGUGAUCAGAUGUCCUUCUUUUCCAGGGCAUGUCCUACUAUUCAAUGUUCUGUCCAGGAGGAAUUCCAAAAUGUCUUCCAUUUUGAGCAUGACUAAAAAGCAUGAUUAUACAUUUCUAUCAGCAUUUUUAGCUUUUGUGUUGUACCGUCCUACAUUUUUCUUGAAAUGUUCUACGUUUUGCAGGGCCUUGUCCUCCUUUGUGGUUAUGACAUCUGGUCACCCUGUCACAGGAUAAAAUGCGUUGGGCCAUUCUUGAUUGAAACAGUGACCCCGAACUGAGUGAGGAGCCAGACGCUCAUUGCCUCAGAGAUUUGUCUAUAAUAAAAGCAAGAGCAGAAUACCUUAAAACUAUUGGGCAUCAUUUUCCUUGGGAGAGAAAGAAACAACAUUAAAGUAUAGUUUUCUUUUGAAAGUCACCCCAUGUCAAUGCUAAUUUUAACCUACCAGUAAAAUUAAGAUUCAUUUACCUGCCUGAUAGCAGCAUUACACAUCAGUGUCAGUAAUUGCACUCAGAUUUGAGGAUCACCGAAUUCUAUCACAAUUUCUUUUUCUUUCCCAAAGUUACUCCCCUCAAUUAGGGCAGCUGCAUCAUUUGUCAUGGCUACCACGAUGGCACCUCCUCCCCCUGGUUGUGGCAACAUUGACCCUGAUUAUUAUUUCCUCUGUGACAUCUGUGAAGCCUGGGGCAUUGGACUGGAGACUGUGGCCACUGCAGGCAUCCUGGUCUCUCUGGUACUCCUACUGCUAUUCACCAUACUUGCUUGCAGGGUCAAAGACAAAAACAAGAAAAACAUGGUGCCCAUUCAAUUCUUCUUCAUCCUGGGCACCUUGGGAAUCUUCAGCCUCACCUUUGCAUUCAUCGUCCGACUCAAUAAGGCAACUGGCCCUGUCCGUUUUAGCUUACAUGGGGUCCUAUUUGCCCUCUGUUUCUCCUGCCUUUUGACCCAUGCCUUCAACCUCAUCAGGCUGGUGAGAGGAAAGGUCCCUUAUUCACAACUAUCACUGUGUGUCCAUGCUGUUGGCCUCACAUUUGUUCAGAUUAUCAUAGCUGUCAAAUAUGUUGUCAUUACAGUAGAAAGAGAUGGCAUUGACUUGGCUAGAAUGGAGAGAGAACAACGCAACAAGGACUUUGUCAUGCUGGUCAUCUAUGUGGUUGUUCUAAUGGUCCUCGCUUUUGUGAUCUCCAUGUUCACCUUCUGUGGACCAUAUAAAGGCUGGAAGAAGCAUGGGAUACACAUUUUUCUCACUCUGUUCUUCUCCAUAGUCAUUUGGACUGCAUGGAUCAGCCUAUUGCUUAUGGGCAGCAUGUCUGAUGAGGGUGCUCAAAGCAAGUGGGAUGACCCACUCAUUAGUGUUGCUCUCGUAGUAAAUGGAUGGGUUUUCCUGAUGAUAUAUACAGUGCCAGAGAUCUGCUUUCUUGCUUCCCCAUGCAAGCCCAGGGACUACCCACCAAAGAAAUCCACAACCAGACAACAGAGUGUUGAAGUAGGAAGUACUCAAGCACCUGAUAAAGAAGGUACUGAGGAAGAUGUCUUGCUUUCCGCCAGUGAGAACUGUCUUCAGCCAAAGAACCUAGAAUGCAAAGCGUGCUUCUCAAUCCCUCGGGCAACCCUACGUCCAGCCUACAUGAAGGAUAUGACAGUGUGCUCUGAAGCCAAGAUGGCACCAAUCAAAGACAUACACUGAUCAAUACCUCAAUACACAUAAAGUCCAGAAGAAGAUGGUUGAUGUUUUGUUCAAUGAUGACUGUUCAUUUGUUGCCAGUUUCUGAUUCUCACUGUGUGGACCUCUGCCCCAACUUAAUCUCAGCCAAAGGCUUCUAAAUGGAACAUGAAUUUAUUCUAAACAUAUUCCUGGUAUCUUUCUUUGUUCCCUCUUUUUAAAAAAAUGACUUACCUUGUAUUUCUGACAACUCUCAAAAAUCUUUGAAGAUUCCAGCUUGUCACUCUAGAGAUCAAGCCAACAAUUAGGAAUGCUUUUAAUAAUAUGUUUGGUAAGAUUUUUAAAUUUACUUUAAUAUUGUACAGUGACUGGAGGUGCUAUGGGUCCCCUCACCCUGCUUUUCAUGAUAUAACUUCCCAUCCCUGACUAUAGCUUCUUCAGCUCAUAGUAUUUCCCAAGCUUAAACAAGCCACAUUGGAGAAAUUGAGAGCCUAUGUGGUGUAGUGGCUUGAGUGUUGGACUAGGAGGAUCAGGGGUAUAUCCCUUAUCACCCACAGAAACCUCACUGGUUGACCUUAGACACGUCACACUCCCUGAUUUUAAGAGGAAAGCAAUGGGAAACUCCCCCUGGAUGAAUCUUGCCCACAAAUGCCCAUGAUAGGUUUUUCUUAGUCAGAAACAACUUGAAAGUACAGUGGAUCCUUGUUAUACG
Molecule: messenger RNA, 8626 nt
Organism: Sceloporus undulatus (fence lizard)
Lineage: Eukaryota; Metazoa; Chordata; Lepidosauria; Squamata; Phrynosomatidae
Product: retinoic acid-induced protein 3-like
Exons: 4
Coding region: 6850-7938 (362 amino acids)
Biological process (GO): G protein-coupled receptor signaling pathway
Cellular component (GO): extracellular exosome; signaling receptor complex; intracellular membrane-bounded organelle
Molecular function (GO): protein kinase activator activity; G protein-coupled receptor activity
Source: RefSeq, a predicted model, not a curated record